This is a messenger RNA of Fusarium poae, 1029 nucleotides long. RefSeq lists its product as uncharacterized. The annotation marks the transcript as partial. The record is from RefSeq and is a predicted model, not a curated record. Lineage: Eukaryota; Fungi; Ascomycota; Sordariomycetes; Hypocreales; Nectriaceae. Gene Ontology annotation, molecular function: copper ion binding; oxidoreductase activity. The transcript has 5 exons.
UACAUUCUUCGCGUUAUCAACACCUCUGUAGACACAACUUGGAUCUUUAGCAUUGACAACCACAACUUCACCGUCAUGUCGACAGACUUUGUCCCCAUCCACCCAUAUGAAGUAGACCACAUCGUCAUCGGAAUUGGCCAACGUUACCACAUUGUUCUUAAUGCUACACCCACCAACACUACUAUCCUUCCUGCAUCACCUGAUGGAAAUUAUUGGAUCCGUACAGUAGGCGCGGAUAGAUGCAAGGGUUUCGAGCCUGGUAAUGAGCCUGAUGAGCGACAAGGUAUACUUCGGUACAACGCCUCCAGUACCUUGGUACCUACGACAUUCCGCCCAGCUUACAGCACAGCAUGUCGUGACGAGAAUUAUACCAUGCUUCAGCCGAUCUUGCCCUGGAAUGUUACACCCGUUGAGCUAGACAAUAAGAAAGGGCAAUGCUUUUCAGUGGUGGGCGUUUGGAGAGACCCAUUGUGGCUUAACUUUUCCAACCCGACUAUUCUCAAUCUCAACAAUGAUACAUGGGAUCCCAACUAUGCUGUUGAUCUUGUUGUUCCAGAUUCCAAGAAGGAUGAAUGGAUCUACAUUGCCAUCACUGCACCCCCAGCCCCGCUUGUCAACAGACCUGACAGGGUAUUUGCACCUGUGGCUCAUCCACUUCAUCUCCACGGCCAUGACUUUGCACUACUUGCACAAGGAACCAACUUUUCAGACCUCGACACAGGAAAUGUUAAACUCAAGUGGGACAAUCCGCCGCGACGUGAUGUAGCACUCAUCCCAGCAGGAGGCUAUCUUGUUGUCGCGUUCAAGGCUGAUAACCCUGGAUCGUGGUUGUUCCAUUGUCACAUCGCAUGGCAUGCAUCAAGUGGUCUGGCCAUUCAGAUUCUUGAACAGCAGGAAAGGCUCAAGUGGAUGAUGAAUAAUGAUAGGAUGAAGGAAGUGGAGAGAGUUUGCGAGAGGUGGAAUGAUUGGUUUGGAAAUAAGAGUAAUCUUUGGAACGCAGAACUCUUUCAAGAUGAUUCUGGAGUUUAG